UUAUGACAACAUUUACAGACAGACGCAGACAGCUGAUCAGACAAAUGGAUUUUACUCCCAGUUAAACCGGUCUCAGACGCCUGCUGAAACAUUCUGCAUUUGAUCAAGAACCGUGAAUAGUUUCCAGGAAGGACCAAGCCUUAAAAUCAGUGCCAAAAGGGGUUUUUCUCUUCAAAGUGAUCUACCAUUUACAGCUCCAUUGCCAUCCAUGCCAGUUAUGCCAAUAGAUAUGGGGAAGAAGACAACAACAAAAGCGAAACCCCUCAUCACCGCCGCCUCCGCCGGUCACUACCGUAAGGUCAGUCAGCUCUUGGAGAACGGUGGCGAUCUCGAUGUCCGAGACAAGGAUGGACGCACGGCGCUCCACCGAGCGGUCAAGAACGGCCACUUGAAGACAGUGGACGUCUUGUUGAGGAGAGGCAAUUGUUGGCGAUCGUUACGGGCGAGGGAUCCGUACGGCUGGGCUGCUAUCCACUUCGCCGCCCAGUUCAACAACAAGAACAACGUGAUCAGUCUCCUGUUGGAUCGGGGUGCGGACGCUUCCCUGAAAACCUACCGUGGAUGGACGGCGCUCCAACAAGCCGCGUACAAGGGCGACUGUUACACCAUCGCGUCACUUCUGAGCCACGAGAAGGUCGCCAGACGAUCCGUGCUCUCAGCAUCCCAGGUCUACAGCAGGACUGCACUUCACUAUGCAGUAGAAAGGGGGCGCUUCGCCGCCACCAAGCUGCUGUUGGAGUUUGGGGCUGACAUCAAUGCGAAGGACGUCUUUGGGCAAACACCUCUGCACCGAGCCGCGCAGGAGAAUUCCGUAAGGGAGGUCGAACUCCUUCUGUUGGCGGGGGCGGACUUUAAGGCCAAAGACAGGAACGGAAAGACGCCGGCCGAGAUCGCGGCAGAUGGCAGCAAGUGUCAAGAACUCUUGUCAGGCCACGAGCAGCACCAUCCAAGCUUACAGCGACUGUGCAGACUGAGAGUACAUGCAAUUCUAGAGGAAGGGAGAUCUGAAGAUAUACAAGACUUCCCCCUCCCUCCGCCACUAAAGAACUUCCUCAUGUUUAAAAAUGUCCUGUGAACUGUCAACUCCCGUUAUCUUCAGUGAUAAAUAGCUUUUACUUUUUAGUGUUUAUUGUAAAAUUAGAAUGGAGUCGUAUUUUUUAAAUGGAUUGUAUUUUAACUGAUUUUGUCCGUAAGAAAAAUACAAAAUUUUAGUUGUCAUAGCGUGUGAUUCCAACAGAGGCAUGCAAUAUGGGUCCAGUUUAUAGUGAAAUCGAAGUAGCCAUUUUUUUAAAACACUGUCUUUAUAUUUAUGGCUUUAUUUGUGAAUCAGUUUUAGCACAUUUUACUGUGAUUGAUUUAUAGCCUAUGGGGGUAUCUCACUGGACUGUGGUACGUUUGUGGCACUGCUGUGUCCUGUAUUGGACUUGUGUAAUACCCUUCACUUUAUAAUGGGAAUACAGUAGAAGCCACGUAAUUGAACAGCUUAUUUGCCUGUGAAUUCUGUACAAUUAUCCGGCUGGUGCAAUAAUGCGAAGUUAUCUUCUAGCUGGACCGCCCAGGUUUGGGAUUUGGGGAUUCCGUGCAGUUAACAGAAGUGUGUGAAAAUCCGUCGUGCAAUUAACUGGCUUCUACUGUAUCAUGCAAAACCACCGGAUGCCAUAAACUCGCCACAUAGCAAAAAUGUUGUAGAGGCCUUCUCUAGAUUGUCUUGAAUGCCUAAAUUUUUGAAGUAUAUACCUCAGGUUUAUACGGAUGCUGUAUUAAAUGGUAAAUCUCGUGAAUAACUUUAUAUCAAUGUAUUUUUCCCCAUGUGGCAGUAUUAUGGCACCUGGUGGAAUUAUGUGAGUUUAUUUUACAAGUAUCUGACAUGUCUGUAUGAAGAAAGGCAUUAAAAAAUUGGAAAGAUUGUGAGUUAAGAAACAACAACACACUGCCAGAUCAUAAAUUUGACAAUCAUAUUAUUCCAUACAGUGUGUAUAUAUAAAUUAUUAUAUAUUAAAGUGUAUUGUAGGUACAGCCAUAUAGUGCUGGGUAGAAUUAUGUGCACGUGAUUGGUCCAAGACUUUUUCUAUAAAUAUAAUAAGUGUUGCAUAUAAUAAGAAGUGCAAGUCAAGAGUCUGGGGGCAUUUGACAAAGUUGUUUUGUACAGAGAUACUUUACUGAAGGUAUUACUCUUGAAGUACAAAAUAAUAUAUUAUACAUGCACAUUAUGUAGUCACAAAUUUGGAGGCAUUGGUUUGAAAGAGUACAGUCCAACCAAACUUGCACAUUGCAUGGGUGAAAAAAGUACAUAUAGUUGAUAAAUCAUGUUAUGAAAUCUAUAGAUACUUAAUCAUACUUUUUAUUGCAUUUUGUAAUAACUCAAUCAUAAUUAUGCCACAUCAAUGUAUUUUUCGUUCUGGAAGCAAGCAGACAUAAAACUGAGUGCCCCUUAGUCAUAAACCGAGCCCUCAAGCUUUUCAAACUAUGUUUGUUUUAAAUCCGAGAAGCAACAAAUUAAUGCAUAUUGGUGUUGCAUGAUACUUUCGGUUGAAAGUAUACGAACAUCUACAUGUAAUGUGAAAUACUUUUUAGCCAUACUUCAGCUGCUAAUUCAAGUUCUGUUGUGGUUAAUACAAUCCAACAUGAUCAUUUUACUUAACACGAUACCCUAUAGAAUGUACUAUGGUUUUGCAUUAUAAAUAUGGCCUCCUUCGGUCAAUAUUGACCGUAAAAUCCUAUACAAUCCUAUACAAUGUACUAAGGUUUUGCAAUGUAUAUAGUGUUAUAUGAUAUAUUUGAGUCUUAAAUCCCUCUAUGUUAUAUUAUAUAGUGAUAUAUGUAAUGAUGAGAUUUGUGAUUCAGCAUCUUACUAGUACUUAAGAAACACAGAUUAAACCAUGGUGCCAUAUUACUUAAGGAACCCUGAUUUCAGUUUCAAAUUUUAGUCAUUAUUCAAAUUAUUAAGAAAAAAAACACUACAGCAGCUUAAAGAUGUAUUAAGUGUGUAAUAUCUUACCCUGGGCAUUUUAGACAGUUAUUUUGUGUAACGAGUGUCGUUAGUUUAAAAAAAACUGCCAUUUUCAGUUCUUGUUUUUCUUUCACUCAAAUUUCUAAUGUUAGUUGUAGAUUUGACAUCACCCUUGUAUGUAGACAUGUUAGUGCACUGCUGCAAUUGUUGGAUCCUGUCAUAAUUGAUUAUAGUGUUGAGUUUAUCUAAAGAUGUGAUCUUGUUAUUUUUUAUUGUAAUAGUUAUAAUCUGCAUAAUUAGAGAUGUUGUGUCUUGUUUUAUGGCUGCAAGUCCGAGAUGAAUAAACUUGGCACAAUGGUAAAUUUA
Molecule: messenger RNA, 3316 nt
Organism: Branchiostoma floridae (Florida lancelet)
Lineage: Eukaryota; Metazoa; Chordata; Leptocardii; Amphioxiformes; Branchiostomatidae
Product: 26S proteasome non-ATPase regulatory subunit 10-like
Exons: 2
Coding region: 209-1075 (288 amino acids)
Biological process (GO): intracellular signal transduction
Cellular component (GO): cytoplasm; nucleus
Molecular function (GO): protein binding
Source: RefSeq, a predicted model, not a curated record